Messenger RNA from Nymphaea colorata (pocket water lily), 1560 nucleotides. Its product is annotated as protein XAP5 CIRCADIAN TIMEKEEPER. Gene Ontology annotation, cellular component: nucleus. The transcript is spliced from 13 exons. The record is from RefSeq and is a predicted model, not a curated record. Gene Ontology annotation, biological process: chromatin organization. NCBI's taxonomy places the organism in Eukaryota, Viridiplantae, Streptophyta, Magnoliopsida, Nymphaeales, Nymphaeaceae. Bases 74 to 1075 code for a protein of 333 amino acids.
CUUUCAAGAAAGGAAAAGCUUGCUGAUUUGGAGGGAAGAGGGGAGAACGAGAAAAGAGAACGAAGGGGGAGAGAUGGCGGGAAUGGGCGAUGGGUACGUGGGCACGGCGCAGGACGCGGUGAGGAUACGGAGGUUGGAGAAGCAGAGGGAGGCCGAGAGGAGGAAGAUACAGGAGCUCAAGAACAAGUCUGCCUCCUCCGGCGGCCAGACCGGCCUUCUCCAGUUUGGCUCCGGAACCUCGGAGAUACUUGAGACUGCCUUCAAAAAGGAAACUGUUGGACUCGUUACCAGGGAGCAGUAUGUUGAGAAGAGGGUUAACAUUCGAAAUAAAAUUGAGGAAGAAGAGAAAGAAAAACUUCAGAAGCUGCAGCAAGAAGAAGAAGAGCUUCAAAUGCAAAAAAGGAAGAAGAGGAGGGUAAAAGGGAAUCCACGUCUUUCAUUUACUGAUGACAUUGACAAUGGAAGUGAAGAGGAAGAAGAAGCUCAAGGUAAAGAAUAUAAAAGACAUGGAAAACUCGGCAAGGAUCCUACAGUCGAGACUAGCUUUUUGCCUGACAGUGAGAGGGAAGCUGAGGAACAAGCUGAACGUGAAAGAUUGCGGAAGCAGUGGCUUCGUGAACAGGAGCAGAUCCGAAAUGAACCACUUGAAAUCACAUACAGCUAUUGGGAUGGAGCUGGUCAUAGGAGAGUUAUACAGGUUCGGAAGGGUGACACCAUUGGAGAAUUUUUACGGGCUGUUCAGCAGCAACUUGCACCUGAAUUCAGGGAGAUUAGAACAACAUCCGUUGAGAAUCUCCUCUACGUAAAAGAGGAUCUAAUCAUCCCCCAUCAACAUAGUUUCUAUGAGCUAAUCAUCAACAAGGCAAGAGGCAAGAGUGGACCACUGUUUCAUUUUGAUGUUCAUGAAGACGUUAGAACAAUUGCGGAUGCAACCAUAGAGAAGGAUGAGUCUCAUGCAGGAAAAGUGGUCGAAAGACACUGGUAUGAGAAGAAUAAACAUAUUUUUCCUGCUUCAAGAUGGGAGAUAUAUGAUCCGACGAAGAAAUGGGAACGCUAUACCAUUCAUGGGGAUUGAGUGUGGAGUUCAUCCGUGGCAUCCUUUUUCAUCUUUCAUGAUGAGGAUUUGUUUGUGCAAGAGGUUGACGCCGACCGGCAACGUGACUGGCAGCUUAUCAGUGACUGGUCCGACCAGCUAAGCCAGCCAGACUCAUUAGGUCUCUCUCUCUCGCUCUCUUUUAGGCUUUUCUUUAUGCUUCGCUCAGUUAAAGUUGGGCUUUACUCGGCAACCAAACGACGACGAACGUGCAUUUUCCGCCACAAGUGGGUCGGCUCAUUUUAGCUUGUCAAUGUUGAGUGGGAAAAGAUUAUGUCAACUGGGCACAUAGGAAGAUAGGGGGUGGAGAUCUAUAAUUGAAUUCCAGCCAAUAAACUUCAACUACUUCUGUUGAAUGCGGCAAGCGUGUAAGCGUGAGGACUAUGGCUUCCAAUUUUGACCUUGCCCUGGCUUUAGUCAAAUACAAUUUCCUACAUCCACGAUUGUCUUGAAUAUGGAUCAACCAG